AUGAACGAGGGAUAUAGAAAAGAUAUAAUAAGAUAUUUAUCAGUUUUAAAUAAUUUAGGUGGAUGUCAUAUAGAUACAAUUAAUGGAUUUUUACAAAAACCCUCUUAUAUUGGAGCAAGUCCACCAGUAUCUCUUUUUCCAUCAAGCGAUGGAAAAUCGAUUGGAGAUGCACUAUAUCAAUUAUCAAUAGUUUUAGAAAGAAUGACAGAUAACGAAUUUGAUGAUACAACAUUUUAUCAUUCAAAACAAUUAAAGAGUCCAUUAGGUCCAGAAGAAGUGCGUAGAUUAAAUGAAAUCUCUCUUAGUGCUAAAGUUACACAGGAUUAUAUGAAUACAAUUGGUAGAGUUUUUCAAUCAUACCAACUAUUUGAACUUUUAUCAUCAUUAGAGGAACAACACAUUACAUUAAUCUCAAAAGCACUCACAUCAAUUUUCCCAAUGGAUCAAUCAAUUACCAACGACAUCUCAACAUCAAAACAAAAAAACUAUCAAGGAAUUAUUGAAAAAAUCAAACAACUUUUUUCGCGAACUAAAAUCGAAUUAUUUUUACAUCUAAGAGAGGAAAUAGAGGAGAGUCAAAAGAAUCCUCAUAAAUCAUCUAUCAGCCAAGCCACCAUUUUAGAUACCUUAGAUAUAAAAAGCAGUGAAUACUAUUUGGCAUCUGCCCUCAGACAAUUAUUAUCCACCGAUGAAAACUCUCUUACUACUCUUGUAAAUGAAUUACGAAAAAUUCAACCAUUACAAAUUACUCAAUUAUCACUUUUACCCUUCAAAGACUUUUACCAAAUUUUAGAUUUACAAGCAAACUUUAUUCAAAUGGCAAAUACAUAUCAAUUCUUUAAAGAGGAUUCAAAUAGUCAAUUCAACAUAUCAACUGCAUCAGAAAUUAAAAUGCCCUCCACACCUGAAAUUAAAAUUGUUGACCAACCACCCGAUAAAGCAAUUUAUAAAAGAAAUGUUAAACCAGCACCAUCUGUUUCUUUCCAAGGCGAUUCAAAAGAUUUAGAUGGUAAUUAUUAUGUUAGUGUUGCUUUAUUAAGAUGCAAUGAUUUUAGCGAAGAACCAACAUUUUUAAAUGGUGCCAGUAAACCAACUAAAAUCACAAAUGGUAAAAUUGUUACUUUCAAAAAAUUAAAGGUUAUGGUUACAAGUCAUCAACAAGGAGAAACAUUAUUUUGCUUUAGAUUUGAUUUAAGACGUUACUCUUCAGACCCAGAAACCAAUCCAAACGAUUUUGAGAUUGUUUCAUCAGUUCACUCUAGUCCAAUUUCAAUCCUUUCACACUCAACUCAACUUAAAAGUACCGCUAUCGCUGAUCUUCCAAAAGUAACUGAGGUUUUCCCAUUGUCUGGUCCAUCAACUGGCGGAACAAGAAUAUGUUUAUUAGGUAGUAAUUUCGCUGAUACACCUGCUAUUCGUUUAAAGUUUGGCAAUGUUGAAAUACAACCCGAAUUCUUUAGUGGUGGUACAUUGGUUUGCAAUGCACCAGAGCAUCCACCUGGUACUGUUCAAAUUAAAGUUUCAAAUUGCCAAAAUCAGUGGAGUGUCACCUCUGCAACCUUUACUUUUGAAGAUACAAAUACAAUCAAUCCCUCCUCAAAUAUUUCAUCAGACGCACUCUCAAAUAUCCUCCCAGAAAGUGUAUUUGGUUUAGAUUUUUCAAAAACUUUUGACACAAAUUUCAUUAUAAAAGGUUUGGAAACUGCAUCAUCCACUUUACCCUCGUCAAAUGGUGCUCAUAGAAAUUAUUCAAAACAAUAUUGA
Messenger RNA from Dictyostelium purpureum, 1764 nucleotides. RefSeq lists its product as uncharacterized. NCBI's taxonomy places the organism in Eukaryota, Evosea, Eumycetozoa, Dictyosteliales, Dictyosteliaceae. The transcript has 2 exons. Bases 1 to 1764 code for a protein of 587 amino acids. The record is from RefSeq and is a predicted model, not a curated record.